This is a messenger RNA of Saccharomyces kudriavzevii IFO 1802, 1326 nucleotides long. RefSeq names its product SUMO ligase CST9 (gene CST9). NCBI's taxonomy places the organism in Eukaryota, Fungi, Ascomycota, Saccharomycetes, Saccharomycetales, Saccharomycetaceae. The transcript has a single exon. The record is from RefSeq and is a predicted model, not a curated record. Gene Ontology annotation, biological process: homologous chromosome pairing at meiosis; reciprocal meiotic recombination; protein sumoylation. Bases 1 to 1326 code for a protein of 441 amino acids. Gene Ontology annotation, cellular component: synaptonemal complex. Gene Ontology annotation, molecular function: SUMO transferase activity.
AUGUCGGAUUCCAUUUUUGAACAACCUUUCGUGUACUGUGGUGUUUGCCAUAGAAGAACAUCUCAUGGAGAUCCAUUGCGAUUGACUUCAUGUGCUCAUAUUCUUUGUUCACAGCAUUCGCCAUUAACGUCAAAAGUAUGUCCCAUAUGCCAUUCGAGCGACAUCUCCAUAAUCAAGCUUGUUGAAUCCAAACAACUACCCACCGAUAUUAGAAUAUUUUUUGAGCCAUUGCCGCCUCUUCUGGAAUCGUUGUACAAUGUCUCCCAAUUUCAAUUGAAGGGGCUUUCUAACCAGUGCCAAUAUUACCAAAACCACUGUUUAAAAUUAAGAGAAAAGUGUGCAAGGCAGCAACAGUUGUUGUAUCAAGCCAAAGUCGAACUGGAUUCUAUGGCAGGGUUGAAGAAAAGAAUACAAGAAUUAGAGACAGUCUUGAAACACAGCAACGUUCCCUCCAUUUCACUAGGCCUGAUGUCGACAAAAACUAAUCAUCAAAUUCAUUAUCAACCCCCUCCCACGGUUGACUUAACUGUUGAUGACAACAGUUUGGAAGAAUUUGAAGCUAAAUCAUUUAUCAAGAAACUGAAAAAAAACUCCUCAUUAAGAAAUUCUUCGAAGAAUAACAACGGCACGACCACCCCAUCUGCAAACACUCAUAUUAAUAAGGAUCAAUCUUUCUACAUAGAGACGUUGAAAAAUUCUACCAAAAAUAGCAUUCCACCUCCUAAUUUAGAUUCAAAUGCGAAUAAUAACCUACCUAACAUUUCUACUAUUGCAGAAUCGACCAAUUUAAACAGAUUUUCGUACUCUCCGGUACAUGCCGCAAAAGACUUCAAUAACAAACUGGCGAAUUUCGACAUUCUCACAAACAACGGCUCUCUAUCUUCUAAGAAUAUAUCAAGGCUGUCUUCAGCCUCUUUUCAACCAUCUUCGCCGCUGUCCUCAUCAUCCAGUAGGCUUAUUUUGCGGAAUAAUAAUUUUGAAGAAUCGCAUCAUUCGAAUAAACCUUUAACGAGUACCUCUACCCAGUUUCCCUCAGCUUUAGAAAAAUUAAAAAUAACAAGGAAAAGAAAUAAUACCAUUAGUGGCUCGAAUAAAAUAACUCAAAACUUAAGCUCACAUAUGAGAAGUGGCGGUCUUGCAUUUUCAUCCUCAUCGAACUCGUUGCAAAACGGUAAAAUACAGAAAGCCAAUACGUUAAGGCGAUCCAAUUCAACCCAGCAAAUGUCCAAUACACAACUCAAAAACGACAAUCAUCAGCCACCUCGGUCAAGUACUACGUUCUUGAGUGGUUCCAAAAGAAAUAAUAAGUUUAGAAGAAUAAGAUAA